Messenger RNA from Brassica rapa (field mustard), 2074 nucleotides. RefSeq names its product chlorophyllide a oxygenase, chloroplastic. Gene Ontology annotation, biological process: chlorophyll biosynthetic process. Gene Ontology annotation, molecular function: chlorophyllide a oxygenase activity; iron ion binding; 2 iron, 2 sulfur cluster binding. NCBI's taxonomy places the organism in Eukaryota, Viridiplantae, Streptophyta, Magnoliopsida, Brassicales, Brassicaceae. Gene Ontology annotation, cellular component: cytoplasm; chloroplast. The record is from RefSeq and is a predicted model, not a curated record.
ACACGUGUCAUGAUUCCGGAGGUUUGCUCAGAUCGCGAAGAACUCGCUUCUCUUAUCAACAAAAAAAUCCUCAAAAAUUCUAAUUAAUAAAAAGUAAAAUCCUUUUCUCUAAUCUCUUCGUCUAUUGUCUUCCUUCUUCCUCUCUUUCUCUCCUUCCUUCCGGUGACGACAGCAUGAACGCCGCCGUGUUUACUUCUUCUGCUUUAUCUCUACCCAUAUCCUUCUGUAAGACUAGAUCAUCUCAACUCACCAGAAAGAAGGGAGUGAAAGGAGAGUUCAGGGUUUUUGCUGUGUUUGGGGAAGAUAGUGGAUUAGUUGAGAAGAAGAGUCAAUGGGGGCAUUUGUUUGAUGUGGAGGAUCCCAGAUCGAAAACUCCUCCUUAUAAAGGCAAGUUCAUGGAUGUAAACCAAGCUCUUGAAGUUGCUAGGUUCGAUAUCCAAUAUUUGGAUUGGCGUGCUCGUCAAGAUCUUCUUACCAUCAUGCUCCUUCACGACAAGGUCGUUGAUGUACUGAAUCCUCUAGCUCGUGAGUACAAGUCUAUUGGUACUGUGAAGAAAGAACUAGCUGGAUUGCAGGAGGAACUAGCGAAAGCACACCAACAGGUUCAUAUAUCAGAAGCAAGGGUUUCAACUGCUUUAGAGAAGUUAGCUCACAUGGAAGAAUUGGUUAAUGAUAGGUUGUUACCAGAUAGAGUUGCGACAGAAUCAGACAGACCUUCGUAUUCAACCUCUGUCCAGGACUUAGACAGGGAAAAGACAAACAUUGGUGGGAAAAGCUUGAAUGUUUCUGGUCCGGUUCAGCCGUAUAGUCCACACUUGAAGAACUUUUGGUAUCCCGUUGCUUUCACUGCAGAUCUUAAGCAUGACACGAUGGUACCAAUUGACUGCUUUGAGCAACCAUGGGUCAUCUUUAGAGGAGAAGAUGGGAAACCAGGAUGUGUACGGAACACAUGUGCACAUAGAGCGUGUCCUCUUGAUCUCGGCUCGGUGAACAAUGGUCGUAUCCAAUGCCCUUACCACGGAUGGGAAUACUCAACUGAUGGAAAGUGUACGAAGAUGCCAUCUACAAAGCUACUGAAUGUGAAGAUAAAAUCGAUACCUUGUCUUGAACAAGACGGUAUGGUCUGGGUUUGGCCCGGUGAUGAGCCACCUUCACCUACACUUCCUUGUUUACAACCUCCAUCAGGGUUUGUAAUCCAUGCCGAGCUUGUAAUGGACCUACCGGUGGAACACGGGUUGCUACUAGAUAAUCUCUUGGAUCUUGCGCAUGCUCCAUUCACUCACACAUCUACUUUUGCAAAAGGCUGGAGUGUCCCAAGCCUGGUAAAGUUCUUAACACCAUCUUCAGGUCUUCAAGGAUACUGGGAUCCGUAUCCAAUCGAUAUGGAGUUUAAACCACCUUGUAUCGUGUUAUCGACAAUAGGAAUCUCAAAACCUGGGAAGCUAGAAGGAAAGAGCACUGAGCAGUGUGCAACACAUCUUCAUCAACUCCAUGUUUGUUUACCUUCUUCAAGAAACAAGACAAGACUUCUAUACCGAAUGUCACUAGACUUUGCUCCAAUAUUGAAGAAUCUUCCAUUCAUGGAACAUCUCUGGAGACAUUUCGCUGAGCAGGUCUUAAAUGAAGAUCUACGGUUGGUUUUGGGACAGCAAGAAAGGAUGUUGAAUGGUGCAAAUAUAUGGAACUUACCUGUUGCUUAUGACAAGCUUGGAGUUCGGUAUAGACUAUGGAGGAACGCUGUAGAUCGUGGUGAUGAUAAAUUACCUUUCUCAGGCUAAUUCUUGUUGAAGAAGAAAUCUAAUGCUCGAGUUGACGUGGAAAGGAAACUUUUAGCAGCUGACAUUCAACAGCGAGCGACCUUACAAGAAAGUGUUGGGGUGCGUUCUCUCUGCAUGUCUGAGUAAACGAUUAUGGAGUUUGGUGGAUUCAUCUUUGGAGACGAUGAAACAAUAACAAAUAUCCAUUGUAAAUCAAUAAGGAUAUAUAUAUUUGUUCACUUAAGUCGUAACUUGUUAUUCAUUUUUUGUCCUGUGUACAGUUGAUUCACUAUUGAGUAAUUGAAUAUCAGACAUCA